AUGGAUUCACUGCAACAAACUCAAGUCUCCCCAUCAGCAUCAAUAACAUCUGUACAGAUGUGAAUGAAUGUCUUAAGACAUCAGAGUUCUGUGGUCCAAACUCUCAUUGCACCAACUCAUUUGGGAGUUACAUCUGUUCUUGCUUGAGUGGAUUUACUGUAACAAAUAGCAGUGAACCCGUCAGCGGCAGUAACCCAUGCAAUGAUAUUAAUGAAUGUCUCAACUCAUCGUUGGUGUGUGGGCCGAAUGCUAACUGUUCCAAUUACAAUGGAAACUAUUCGUGCUCUUGUUGGGAAGGAUAUAACACUACAAAUAUGAAUGAGACUAUAAAUAACAGUAACCCAUGCAUAGAUAUAAAUGAAUGUCAAUUCAGUCCAUCUAUAUGUGGUCCAAAUUCUGACUGCACAAAUCAGUUGGGAAGUUACAGUUGCUCAUGUUCGGAUGGAUUCACUGCAACAAACUCAAAUCUCCCCAUCAGCAUCAAUAACAUCUGUACAGUACCAUCAACACCAACAACACCAUCAACACCACCACCAGCAACAGUAAUUGGAAUGUCAAUGACAAUAGAUCAGACUUUUGAGAGAAGUCUUACCGACCCUGAUAGCAAGACUUUCAAAGAUUUAUCUGGAAAAAUUGAGUCAACAAUUGAUGCAAGUUAUUCUAAUAAGCUAACUGGCUACAGUACUGGUUCUAUAAAAGUCUCUGCCUUCAGGCCUGGUAGUGUUAUAGCAGACUACACAAUAAGUGCAACAUCUAAUAACCUUGAUUUUGGAGCAGCAAACACACAGGUUUUUGACUCUCUAAAAGCAAAAGGAAUAAAUUUAGUUGAAAAUGCUUUUGCUCAAAGUGAUCAAGCAGUUUUCACAACAGAUCAGUUAUAUCCUCUGCAAAAGGUGGACCUGAAAUGUAAUCGGCCAGACUCUGCAGUGGGUCAGAUAAAAUGGACAAUGGAUAACAAAGAUCUUGCAGAAAACACAAAAUAUUCAUUUUCCAUUGACAAGAAAACUCUCACUAUGCUAAACGCUAGUGAAGAUUACAGUGGUCGAUAUUCAUGCAUUAUGCAAAAGAAUACUAUACCAUACAUUCAGUGGCAAAACAUCAUUAUUAAACGACGUCCCAGUAUCAUUGUGGGGGAAAAUGAUCGUGUUUUUCCAUGUGAUGGCAGCAGUUUUCAACUGAUAUGUUCUGUCGAUGUUGGCUACAAUCUUGAGUGGGUCCUGGGUGGAACAGUACAAAUUUCAGGAUCUGACAGUAUCACAUUAAACUACGAUACUCAGAUUGGAAAUUGUACAGAUCAAACCUUUACCUUUAUAUGCCGUCUCAAGGAUCUGCCACAACUACAGAAUUACACUUAUAGCUAUCGCAGCGUCACAGUAAGGACAAGCACAGAAAUUUAUGACUGUCAAAAUGAAGAACUUGGAGCUGGAAAAACAAAUGAACAGAGGACAGGAGUCUGUGGAACUGGCAUGAAAGGCACCGUAACUUACAAAUGUGAAUCAAAAGCUUGGAAACCAUUAGAGGACAACUGUGUACUUGAAGUUAUCGACAACCUUAAAAACAAACUUGAGUCCUUGCGUGUGGAGGAGAUUCCAGGGUUUAUGGCUAACCUCAGUCUUGCCACAUCAGAGAAUAAUGUUAACAUAACCCAGUCUGCUGCUACUGUCCAAGCAAUUGUUGACAUACUCUUUAAAAUUGCUGACUUGUCACAAACUUUUGUCAUCAAAAAAACAGUGAUGGAGAGUUUCCUAAACACAGUGGACAUUAUUGUAUCAGGUAAUGUCAGUGAUACAUGGAAAAAACUCAACACAGGCAACAAAACAGGAGACACCAGCAUUAAACUUCUGAGCGCAAUAGAGAAUAUAAGUGACCGUCUCAUAGAUGAGUUUGAUAUUUAUGAAACAUCCAUUCAGCUGAAUAGAACUACAAUUAAAAACUCAUUCGCUUUAACAUCAGCACUGCCAAACUCAACAACGGAGAUUGUGAUACCACAAGUUCCUCUAGAGACUACCAUAACCAUCAUAAUCUUCACAACUCUUGACAAAGUCCUACCUUCUCAAGGUACUAAUGACAGCAGGAAAUCAAAUGUGCGCAUCAAUGGAGAUGUGGUUGUUGUUAAGGUUAAUAAAACUCUUAACAACAUUUCUUUUACAUUUGACAUUACUGAUCAGUCUUUGGGAAAUCCUCAGUGUGUCUUUUGGAACUUCAUUCUCAACACAUGGGAUUCCACUGGAUGUGAAGUAAAGCGGAACAGCACUGGUAACCUUACAUGUGAAUGUAACCACACAACCUCCUUUUCAAUCCUAAUGUCACCAUUUUCCAUUGAUCACCAAGCCUUAGAUAUUAUAACUUACAUUGGCGUAGCUAUUUCUAUGGCCAGCUUGAUUAUAUGUCUGAUUAUUGAGACUAUCAUAUGGAAGUCAGUAAGAAGAAAUGACACAUCCUACAUGCGACAUGUCUCCAUAGUCAACAUUGCCGUGUCCCUGCUGAUAGCAAACAUCUGUUUUAUCAUUGGAGCUGCGAUCGCAGAACAAGAGCAGUCACCCUCACCGGCUCAUUGCAGUCCAGUGGUUUUCUUCAUGCACUUUUUUUACUUGGCUCUUUUCUUCUGGAUGUUAUUGUCAGCGCUGUUGCUCUUUUACCGUACAGUCAUGGUCUUGUCUCAAAUGUCAAGGACCAAAAUGAUGGUCAUUGCCUUCAUAGUCGGUUAUGGUGCACCUUUGCUCAUAGCAGUCAUUACUGUUGCCUCAACAGCUGGACCUCAAAAUUAUAUUUCUAAAAGCAAUGCAUGCUGGCUGAACUGGUAUGAAUCAAAGGCCCUGCUGGGAUUUGUGAUUCCAGCUUUCACUAUUGUAGCCAUAAACCUUGUAGUUUUGAUCGUGGUCCUGUACAAGAUGUUGAGGAGUGGAGUUGGUGCUACAACUCAACCAGAUGAGAAACAUGCCCUGGUGGUCAUUGCCAGAUGUGUGGCCUUUUUGACUCCUAUCUUUGGUCUAACAUGGGGAUUUGGAAUUGGAACCAUGGUGUCACGUGACUUUGGUAUUCAUGUGGUGUUUGCACUCCUCAAUUCACUGCAGGGAUUCUUUAUUUUGGUGUUUGGAACACUUCUAGACAGUAAGGUUCGUGAGGCACUACCAGGAAAACAGUUGCUACAGAAACUCAGUUCCAGUCGUACCAAGACCACCAGUGCUGGAUCAUCAUCCACAUCUGGACUGCCUUUCUUGCAAAGAAAGGGACGGAGGCAUGUGUACCAUGUAUCCGAAACCAACCUUUCCUCAGCAGUUACAUCUUCAGACAGCUCCAGUGGCUCAUACGCUGUUGUGAACACUUAAAGCACCAAAAAUUGUUUCUGUUACUAUGACAAGCUACAUUAUAGCUCUUUUACUGUACAGCCUCCAGUAAAAUAGUAAGAUAUUGUAAGAAUUAGAAUCAUUUUAAGGGCAUGGUGAGUGUAAAGGGCUUUUACUCAGCUUGUUUAAAAAGAUUCUUUAUUUUUUGUAAUAAUUUAGAGUUGGAGUAGUAUCUCAAUAUUAUUAUAUUUUUAAACAGUAGUAUAGUCUGUACUGCAGUAAUUUUCUAUAUGUGCGGCAGGUAAACUAUUUUAAAAGGUUUAAUUGAACACACAUGCAAAAACAUUACAAGAGGGUCUUUCUGCAGGCUUUCUGUUGUGCAUCCAUUGCUCGAUCAUUUGACCAUUUCUAGAAUAGGCCUAGUUGGUUAGUUUCUAGAACUAUCUUUGCAAUGACAAAUGCAUUUUCAUUCAUCAACAUAUCAGCAUUUGCACUGGGUUCUUAUCAUUGAUAUAUUGUGAUUUUAACAUUAUACAUGAAUUAUAUGUUAGUAUAUACAUACUGGCCAUCAGUCAGAGUUAAAAAUUUCAAGCUGUGGAAAAAAAUUCUCCUGUAUGUGUUCUUGUUUUAUAUAACAUGAUACAGUAGUUCAGCAAUAUGAUAAGCAGGAGUGUUGUAUAUCUGGAUGAUUGCAAAUGUGUUUUUUGCACAAAGAUAAAAUAAGUACACUGUAAAAUCCAAUAGUUUACCUUACUUAGAUAUAAUUAGUUAUCUUUACUUAGUUGUUAUACUUACUAGAUUUUAUUAAGUUACAGCUAAUUUCAAGGCAAAUAAAACAAUUUACUUAUUGCUUUGAGUGAUGCUUACAAUAUUCAAGUAGCCACAAAGGAACCAAUGACAUUAAUACACCAGUGAGAGGCAGCAGUGCACUAAUAUGUUGCUAAUGUGCAACAAAUCAACAGAAGAAGAAGAAGAAAUAGAGUUUUUGAGACAGGGCAAUUCUUAAUAGACUUUUCACUCAUUUCCUCCACAUCUGCAGUUCUCUUUCUCUAGUUGCAUUCACUUGUUUCCCAAAGUCAUCUUGAAUGUUGCAUUGUCAAUACAAUUGAAAAAUCUGAGAGAACAUCACAUAAGCUGACUUAAUAAAUUGAUGUUGAUUUUCCAAAAAA
This is a messenger RNA of Cyprinus carpio (common carp), 4456 nucleotides long. RefSeq names its product adhesion G-protein coupled receptor F1-like. Bases 315 to 3329 code for a protein of 1004 amino acids. The record is from RefSeq and is a predicted model, not a curated record. NCBI's taxonomy places the organism in Eukaryota, Metazoa, Chordata, Actinopteri, Cypriniformes, Cyprinidae. The transcript is spliced from 18 exons.